Molecule: messenger RNA, 3065 nt
Organism: Bombyx mandarina (wild silkworm)
Lineage: Eukaryota; Metazoa; Arthropoda; Insecta; Lepidoptera; Bombycidae
Gene: Crk
Product: Crk proto-oncogene, adaptor protein
Biological process (GO): cell migration; enzyme-linked receptor protein signaling pathway
Cellular component (GO): cytoplasm
Molecular function (GO): signaling adaptor activity; receptor tyrosine kinase binding
Source: RefSeq, a predicted model, not a curated record
GGAACUUCGCGUGUGUGAAUGUCGAUGAAUUAUUUUUAAAUUCAACAUUUAUAUUUAGAUUCCUAAAAAUUCUUACAUUUCGUAUUUUGUACUUAGUAAGAGAAGCGCACGUUCUAAACGUGCUACUACACCGGCGCGAUACAAAUGCGCGGAAACAUGUGUUUUGAUGUGAACAUCAAGUCAUAAAGUGACAACAAAUCGUGAUUUUUUUCGUUUGUUCUGUGAUUUGUGGUCAUCAAGAAGUUAUAGAACCGUGUUCUACAUAAAAAUGUUUUGCUAAAAGUGUCGUGGAAAAAGAUGUUAAAUAGUGAUUUCCGGCAAUGACGAAGUUUUACUAAAACUAGGCGUGUUCUUGACGUUCCGGACCAGGUAUGGCGAAUUCCGGAAUGGGGGGUUCCUUCGACCCCAAUGACAUGAGCAGCUGGUACUUUCACGGCAUGACGCGGAAAGAAGCUACAGAUCUGCUCCUUAAUGAGACUGAGAGUGGCGUAUUUCUGGUCAGGGAUUCGAAGUCCAUUGUUGGAAACUACGUUCUAUGCGUCAAAGAAGCAGGUCGGGUGUCGAACUAUAUAAUCGAUCGCAUCGUUUCACCCGACGGCUCGGUGCUCUUCCGCAUCGGUGACCAGGUGUUCGUGGACAUGGCGGCGCUGCUAUCGUUCUACCGCGUCCAUUACUUGGACACGACGGCGCUGGUGAGGCCCUACGCGAGGACGGCCAUCGCUCACCAGCCUCCGCAGCAGAACCAGACCCUGGAGAUAGUUAUCGCGAAGUUCGAUUUCGCUGGCAACGACGCAGACGACCUCCCGUUCCGGCGCGGCGAGAAGCUGGCGGUGGUGAGUCGCGACGAGGAGCAGUGGUGGACCGCGCGCAACGUGCACGGCCGCACCGGCUCCAUCCCCGUGCCCUACGUGCAGAGGAUGGCGGACAUGUCUGCGGAGUCCCUGGAGGCCCCGGCCCCGCCCGUCAACAAGAACUCCCACCUCACCAACAUGGAGCGCAAGCUGCCCGCCCUGGCGCGCGUGCGGCAGGCCCGGGUGCCCAACGCCUACGACAAGACGGCCCUCAAACUUGAGGAAGGAGACAUCAUUAAGGUCACAAAGAUCAACAUCAACGGGCAGUGGGUCGGGGAACUGAACGGCCGGACCGGACACUUCCCCUUCACAUACGUCGAGUUCCUGGACGAGAACACGCCCAGCUAGACGCCCCCUCCCAACCCCCCGACACCUCCCCGGGACGCAUUUAUUUCCAAACAUAUAAACCCGUUUUUAAUACUUUAUUGGUAUUAGUUUAUUAUACAAUAGGAAUAAAUACGCGCCUUUAUUAGAAUGGAAUUGAUUAGUAAAACUACAUCGAAUUUUUGUAAAUUUUACACAUAUUCAAUCAAACACCGUCGCGUCGAUACGUGCCUGUUUGUUGCAGGAAUUUGAUUGAGAAACGUAAAAUUCGAAAUUUCAUUAUAAUUUCUUAAAUUGGAACAAUACCUUGUACCAUAACGGUUGGAUUAAUUAAUAACCUGUGAAAUAUUAUUUUGUUAUUGCGUAUGAAUUGCACAGACGUUGUACGCGUUCUAUACUAUGCAUAAUGACGUAUGUAUGUGGUGUGCACCCUCAUGUGGAUAUAUGACAAGAUAAGAUAACUAUAUAACAUAUAAAUAACAAAGUAGACGAAUUAAUUUGAAUAAAUUACUAAAUUCGUAUUGAAGAUGUCUCUAACCUAAAAUAAAAUUAUACUACCAUGUUAUAAUACAUUAUAUAUUCCAUGAAAAUAUAGGCACAUGGCUACGUGCCCCUCAUCAUUGUACGACACAUCCUAAAGUUACUAACAUAAUUAUUAACAAAUUGAACUGGUAUAAAAUGUGUUUAAUGGCAACCCUGGCGGCCACCACUCCCCCCGCUGCCGAUUGCACUACUCUUGUAAAUUAAACUCAAUUGUAAACGUCGGAGGCUACACAGCGCCGCGCCCCCGGACAGUUCGGGGUAGACACGAGCACCCCCCGCGAUCCCUUACCCCGGGGUACGCAGUGGCCCCACGAGUCUAGGCUUGUACUUGUGUCGUUGCCAAAUUAACUCGUCGACAUCCUUAAGUAUUUCGAACUAACACUCAUUCGUCGCGUAUGUAAAUAUUAGUUAUAAAACGGCGUUCGUUUUGAUUUAUUAAAUAAAUAAUAUCAAAAGUAACGCAAAAAGCUCUUCCAUGAAAAUAUGUAGUCACUAGUUCGUGAGGACCCGGAGACGGCCGGCCCCAGCCGAAACGCUUUUGAGGUCCUCAUGAAUAAACACAUAGAAAUAUUUUUAUAAUAAUUGCUAACGCAAAAUGUAUACAAUGUAUUAUUAAUUAAUUAUUUAGUUAUUUUAAUUACGUCUUCGUUUGUAAGCGCCAAUCAUUACCACUCGUAUAGACGGUCGCCGUGGCGUACUAACAAGUGACGUCACAAAGUUGUCUACAGAAGCAGGUGUACGUUGUGUGUUGUGUACCGAGUAAGUUGCUCGUGAUAUGAAAAGCUGGCUCGCUUUUACGUUUCGACAAGCUACUUUAUAACUAACUACUUUUUUGUUUUAAUCAAAAAAGUUCAAGUGUCGCUGUUAGAAAUCAGAAAAUAAUGCCAAAAAUGGAUGUGGUAUACAAUAUUCAAAAUUUAAAAAAAAAACACGACUUCGCGGUAAUGGCGAGGACGUGUAAUGUAGUUUUUAAGAUAUGAAUUUCUGUGUCAUUUUGCAUCUAGUUUCGACGCUGGUAUCAGAAAAAAAAAUUAACCCUUUAACUAACACGUAGGUCACCGGUGCCCUACGUGGCGUGCUGAAGUAAUUACACAUCGAUUUCUGUCACUAAGCGCCUAGAUUACCUAACUUCUUUUGUAUUAAAUGUAUAAUUAGUGUUUUAGGUCUUUUAGAAAUAGAUUCAUUCUCAGUAUCUUCAGAUUCGUCUUUCAACAGUCCACUAGAUAUUCCGUGCCUUAAUAACAAGAUCGAACCCAUGUAUCAGCCCGCUGAGUUUCUCGCCGCAUCUUCUCAGCGGGUCGCGAUUCCGAUCCGGUAGUAGAUUCGUUCGCGAAGUAGUUGCUCUUG